GUCAGACACCAAUACAGCAUACAUAAUAACCUCAUACCCAUUGGAAUUCAAAAAAUUGACGAUCAAACAAAGAAAAUGGCGGGAGCUCUGGAACUACAAAUGGUAGAGAGAGAAACUGAGAAAUCGAUAAUGGCGACGACAAGAUUAGAGCAAAAUCAAUGGCAAUGGAAGGUUCAAUAUGCUCGUUGCUUUACCUAUCCUUCUUCUUACCUUUCUAAAACCACCGUUACUACUUCUCCUUCUCCUCCUUCUUUUCUCUCUCCUCUCAAGCGAAGUCAAUUCAGGCCGUUUUGGAUAUCUUCAUCCGGACCUUCCACCGUCUCUCUUCAUCCUUCCGCUGAUGGCGACUCUGCUGCUGAUUCCAUCCUCACUGUCUCCUUACAAGGAACUAUUAUUGAAGAGCACUUCAUCUCCAAGCUGCACUUUGUCUGGCCUCAGGUGUCGUGUCUCUCCGGGUUUCCUACUCGAGGUAGCCUUGUUGUUCUAGCGAGCUACACUGAUAAUUUAGAUGAGAAGCAGAAGUUUGCCAUGCGAUUUUCAGGAGUCUCAGAAGUACAAGACUUUAUUACCUCAUUGGAGGAUAUGCUUUCAAAUAAGAUCCCUAGUGGACAUGUGGCUCUUGAUGUCAUUUCUGCAAUAUCUUCUCAGUCUGACUGUAUUCCUCCAUAUAGACCUGACACAUCAAGCGUGAGGAACCCCAUAUAUGAUUCUCCCACACCAAAGAACUGGGAUAACAAAGAUCAGCUGGACUCACUGACCCAAGAUACAGUUGCUGAUUCUCAAAGCAAUAUUGAAGCAUUUCCUCCUCGUUUCACAUCGCUUGUGUCCAGUUGCUCUGCUGAGCUCGAACAGGGUAAACAAGCUCUUGCUCUUGCAGCUGAACCUCGGUCAUUUGAUCUGAAAGCUCAAAUUUCGAAAUAUAUGCAAGAUGCAUCUUUCCUUGAUAUGGUGGAUAAAGUGAAUGAGGUCAUCACUGAACUUGGAGGUGACUUCGUGAUGUAAAAGCCCUAGAUUUAAUCUCAACGUUAAUUCAUUUGUUGUGCUAGUGCUACACUUGGGUAUAUACUUUAUAGGCAAUAUAGCAGCAUAUUCUUAUGUGGUAA
Beta vulgaris subsp. vulgaris (sugar beet) is the source of this 1103-nucleotide messenger RNA. RefSeq names its product protein POOR HOMOLOGOUS SYNAPSIS 1. NCBI's taxonomy places the organism in Eukaryota, Viridiplantae, Streptophyta, Magnoliopsida, Caryophyllales, Amaranthaceae. The record is from RefSeq and is a predicted model, not a curated record. The transcript has 8 exons. Bases 76 to 1002 code for a protein of 308 amino acids.